Solea senegalensis (Senegalese sole) is the source of this 2329-nucleotide messenger RNA. RefSeq names its product mannosidase, alpha, class 1A, member 1 (gene man1a1). Gene Ontology annotation, cellular component: endoplasmic reticulum; extracellular exosome; Golgi membrane. Gene Ontology annotation, biological process: N-glycan processing; carbohydrate metabolic process. Gene Ontology annotation, molecular function: calcium ion binding; mannosyl-oligosaccharide 1,2-alpha-mannosidase activity. The record is from RefSeq and is a predicted model, not a curated record. NCBI's taxonomy places the organism in Eukaryota, Metazoa, Chordata, Actinopteri, Pleuronectiformes, Soleidae.
CAGAACAAAAAAAAAUUUCAGGGAAUUGUAAGUUUCGCGUCUUGUAAAUUUGUUUUUUUUUGUCGAAAACGUACAUUUGUUUUGGGGUUUGUAAAAGUGUUUUUAAACCAUGAAUUCUGAAUUGUACUCGUGUUUCCUAUAUCGCUAUUGAACUCUUCAGCCUGCUGUGCUAAGUGAAAGUACCUUCAAGCUCUAAGUGCUCGUCAGUGCUGUGACUAACUUUAUACUACUGGCACGCCCCCUCCUGGGGCUCCCACCAAUCACAGAGGUGUAAGCGGUGAGCGUGAUGACGCCGUGUCGGCCCCGCCUCUCUGGCGCUGCUUCCUGUGUGAGCAGUGGGGCUCGGUGUGCUUGCUCCGCUCCGCUCUGUCUGCGGAGAGUCUCCGAUAUGGACAGCCGUGUGCUCCCCAACUUUUUAACGGAGGUUUCGUUGCUCCUCUUCUUCGGCAUUUGACACCGUUUUACACGUCCCGGAAAUGGAUUUCUGAACGGAAUACGCCGAAAACAGCCUGUCGUGAGUUAACUUCGACCGCCUGUGUGUGAUUCUUUUUUUUUUGUUUAGUUGUUUAGUUGUUGAAGGAAGAGGGGGAAAAUGCCAGUCGCAACUCUUCUGCCUUUUACCGCGACUCCGAAUAGGAAGUCUGUCAGUCCGACCUCCUUCAGGUUGACAGAGAAAUUCAUUUUAUUAUUAGUCUUUAGCGCUUUUAUAACUCUGUGUUUCGGAGCCAUUUUCUUCCUGCCCGACUCGUCCAAGCUGCUCAGCGGAGUUUUCUUUCAUUCCUCCGCGGUGGAGACCAACACCGGUCCGGACAGCAGCGACUCGGGUUCGGCUGCGAACGACGACAGGGUCCUGGCCAAAAUCAAGAAGGACCACGAAAAGGCGCUGCUCGAGGCCAAGGAUACUCUACAGAAGCGGCCCGAUGAGAUUAAACAGGACAUUAUCAACGAGAAGGCGAAACUUUCAAACGGGGCUAUGGGUCAAGGUGCGAAGGAUGUCAAUCAUUUACCUUUCGUUGAGUACCCGCCCGCCGGGGCGACUGGACACGAACCCGUGGACCCAGAAGCUAAGGAGAGACGGAGCAAAGUCAAAGAGAUGAUGAAGCAUGCGUGGGACAGCUACCGGCACUACGCCUGGGGUUCCAAUGAGCUCCGGCCCGUCUCCAAGCAAGGCCACUCCAGCAAUCUAUUUGGAAGUAUCAAAGGAGCGACGAUCGUGGAUGCUCUGGAUACGCUCUACAUCAUGGAAAUGUUUGAGGAAUUUGACGUUGCCACCGACUGGGUCGAGAAGAACCUCGACUUUAACGUGAAUGCAGAGGUGUCCGUGUUCGAGGUCAACAUCCGCUUUGUCGGAGGUCUGCUGUCUGCCUACUACCUGUCCGGAAAAGAGGUUUUCCGUAAAAAGGCAGUGGAGCUGGGUGAAAAGUUACUGCCAGCCUUCAAAACGCCGACUGGUGUCCCGUGGGCUCUGCUCAACCUCAAGAGUGGUAUAGGUAGAAAUUGGCCGUGGGCCUCUGGUGGGAGCAGCAUCCUGGCAGAGUACGGCACCCUUCACCUGGAGUUCAUGCACCUCAGCAAACUCUCUGGAAAUCCUGAGUUUGCUCAGAAGGUAAUGAACAUCCGGAAAGUCCUCAACCGCCUGGACAAACCUCAGGGCCUGUACCCCAACUACCUGAACCCCAACAGCGGCCAGUGGGGCCAACAUCACGUGUCCGUCGGGGGCCUGGGUGACAGUUUCUAUGAGUAUCUGCUCAAGGCCUGGCUCAUGUCUGACAAGACGGACGAGGAAGGAAAGAAGAUGUACUAUGACGCUCUGCAGGCCAUAGAAACCAACCUGAUGAGGAAGUCGAGCGGCGGCCUGACCUACAUCGCCGAGUGGAAGGGCGGUCUGCUGGAGCACAAGAUGGGUCACCUGACCUGCUUCGCCGGCGGCAUGAUCGCUCUGGGCGCUGACGGAGCGCCCAACGACAAGACGGGCCACCAGAUGGAGCAGGCGGCCGAGAUCGCGCGCACCUGUCACGAGUCUUACGUCAGGACCGCUCUGAAACUGGGUCCAGAGGCGUUCCGCUUCGACGGCGGGGUCGAGGCCAUCGCCACUCGCCAGAACGAGAAGUACUUCAUCCUGCGUCCCGAGGUCAUCGAGACGUACAUGUACAUGUGGAGAUUCACCCAUGACCCCAAGUACAGGGAGUGGGGCUGGGAGGCUGUGCAGGCCCUGGAGCAGCACUGCAGAGUGGGAGGCGGCUACAGCGGCGUGCGGGACGUUUACGCCUCGACCCCCAACCACGACGACGUGCAGCAGAGCUUCUACUUGGCCGAGACGCUCAAGUAA